Messenger RNA from Lolium perenne, 695 nucleotides. Lineage: Eukaryota; Viridiplantae; Streptophyta; Magnoliopsida; Poales; Poaceae. The record is from RefSeq and is a predicted model, not a curated record.
AAAGCGGCAGAGCAGGUACGGGCGUGGGCAGACAUAUGCAAUAGCACGCAGUGAGAUGGGUUUUAGUACUCCUAUAUAUGAUGGGUUUUUGCAUGCAUGCACGCACGCAGAGGCGGCGGGAAAAGAUCAACGACAAGUUGAGGACUCUGCAGCAACUGACGCCCAUGUGCAGCAAGACUGACAAGGCGUCGACACUGGAGGAAGUCAUCAAGUACGUGAAAUCACUUCAGCACCAAGUGCAGGUGAUGUCGGCGCCGAACGGAUACGCCAUGCCGACGCCAAUCUUGCCGCCGCCUUGUAUGCACCUGCCUGCGGGAGAUGUCCUGGGCGGGAAGGCGCCGCCGGCAAUGCUCCCUCUGUACCCAGUUUACCCGAUGGUGUACGCUCGUCCUCACAACGGCACGCCGGUGCCGAUGCCGGCUCUGGCGCCAUAUGCUCAUCGUCAUCCAGGUGAACCAGCUGGGUCUGGCGGCGCCCGGCAGCAGCUGCUUGAUCCUCGUCGUCAUCUUGUCCCCAACGACCUGAUCACAGGUAAGAACAUUGAACUACGCGUGAUGGAUCCCCAUACCGCGCUCAGCCGGGAACGACGACUUUUCCGACACCCACGUACGUACAAUAGUCGGGCAGCCGCAAAGGGAGUUCGCACAUACUACAACGUGGAGAGAUUGAUCGGCCUUGUUGGGUCUUCUGACUGA